Ostrinia furnacalis (Asian corn borer) is the source of this 1078-nucleotide messenger RNA. It is a transcript of the gene CIA30, whose product is annotated as complex I intermediate-associated protein 30. Gene Ontology annotation, cellular component: mitochondrion. Bases 122 to 1063 code for a protein of 313 amino acids. Lineage: Eukaryota; Metazoa; Arthropoda; Insecta; Lepidoptera; Crambidae. The transcript is spliced from 4 exons. Gene Ontology annotation, biological process: mitochondrial respiratory chain complex I assembly; mitochondrial electron transport, NADH to ubiquinone. The record is from RefSeq and is a predicted model, not a curated record.
CAAAAACAGCUGAUUGCUUGAUUUUAGACUGUCGGGUCGGGAAGAAAAUAUCUGAAAAAAGUUAGUUUUUAUAUAAAUUAUCAAUAGCACACUCAAUGCUGAUUUCAUAAAGGUGUUACAAAUGACAUCAUUAGUGAAUAUAGGUGUAAAAUUCUCCAUAAAACACCGUAAUUUUUCAACUUUGUGUAAACACAUAAAUAAGUGUGGCGAGUUACAUUUUCCAGCAACACAAAAUGUUACCAAACGUUGGUUAUUCUGGGAGAAAGACAGAAAAGGUGGCUAUGAUACUGCGAUUAAAGUUUCCCUAAAGGAACAUCUGAAGAAUGGCUUUAAAGAAAUAAAGAAUGAGUUUCGUUUGCUGUCUCAAGAAGUCAAGGAUCUUGUUGAAACAGACCCCCUUCUAGUUGCUCGUCCAGGUGAAACUGAUGUAAUCUGGUGCUUCAAUGAGCAGUCAGUAUUGGACAAAUUCGUGACUACGAGCGAUAGCGACCACAACCAGGGCUACAGCACGUGCAAACUGGAGCUGAGUGAGGCUGGCAGGGCCCAGUUCCACGGCAUCCUAGACACCAGGGUGCCUAAGGAUGGAAGGAUAAAGAAGGCGGGAUAUUGCGCUAUGAGAUCUCAAAGAAUUAGGAAAUCCUUCAAACGGGAGUCAACAUUCAAUUGGAAUUUAUACAAUACCUUGGUACUGAAAGUGCGUGGUGAUGGCAGAUCUUACUUAUUGAAUAUCGCCUGUGAAGGGUAUUAUGACAUAACAUGGAAUGAUAUUUACCACUACGUGCUUUACACCAGAGGCGGUCCUUACUGGCAACUUGCUAAGAUACCAUUUUCUAAAUUCGUCUUCGCUUCAAAAGGCCGAAUACAAGACAAACAACACAGGAUGCGACUUGAUAGAGUGACGCACUUCGGAAUAGCGUGUGGUGAUAAAAUACCUGGUAGAUUCAACUUGGAAAUAGAAUAUGUUGGUAUGUAUUUUCAUACACUACGUAGGUUACGUACGUCGGUAUUGAGCAGUGAGGAAGGGAUGGCAUUUGUAUACGUAUGUCUAAAGUUUAUAAUGUAGUAUAGUGUCGCUAAA